Messenger RNA from Hermetia illucens (black soldier fly), 6322 nucleotides. Its product is annotated as putative ATP-dependent RNA helicase TDRD12. Lineage: Eukaryota; Metazoa; Arthropoda; Insecta; Diptera; Stratiomyidae. The record is from RefSeq and is a predicted model, not a curated record. Gene Ontology annotation, biological process: germ-line stem cell division; transposable element silencing. Gene Ontology annotation, molecular function: nucleic acid binding; ATP binding; metal ion binding. Bases 212 to 6133 code for a protein of 1973 amino acids. The transcript has 23 exons.
UGCGCCAUGUCUUCGGGUCGGUUUUUCAUUUAGUGGUUUUCCUUUAGCAAUUCAGUUCCCACCUAGUGAUGUCAUUUUGUUUUUAGUGACUUUGAGUCCGCAUGAACUACAUAUCCAAAAUAUCCAAUUGUUUCCGUUGAAAUCUGAAGACUAGACAGUUAUUUUACAUUUGUUUGUGAUAACCUCAAAAACAUAUCCCCAAUCGGUAAACAUGAUUAGCAACGAAGAGGAACGGGACUGCAUCAGAAUUACCCACUACAUCAACCCGCAUAUGUUUUGGUUCAAGUACGAAUCGAGUUUCCUGGCGAAUACUGAACUAUGUGCGUGGGAAAAUCAGUUGCAAACUCACUGUUUUAAGUUCGCGAAUUCGCCGGCGAGCGGGUACCAGCCCCAAGUUGACGAGAUUGUCGUCGCUUACAUUUUCUCUUUGGGUCGAUGGAUCCGGGCUAAAUGCGACUUCGUAGCCGAGUCGGGGAAAAAGUACAGUGUAUGGGCCAUUGAUUACGGGGUACCGUUCCAAGUCGAAGGCCGGUUAAUAAAACCCUGGCCCAGCGACAUUGAGGAUGGUCCUCGGCAGUCGGUGUUCUUCGCUGGACUUAUGAACGUUGUACCAGCUCAAAAGACUUUCAACCUAGAGACCCUUGCCACUGAAAUGGUUCAAUGCGACAAAUGGUCUCCGACUGCCAUCUCUACGAUUGGCAAAUUAAUAAAGGAAGCCGAAGAAAUAAGAUUCAUUCGUAACAAGCGAACAAAACAAGGACAAUUUUUCGGCAAUCUUGUUUUUACUACCCGCGGGAACAAAUCUGUGAAAGCCGAUGCUAUUUUAUUAGAAAUUGACCAGGCGAAAGCCUUAACGACACACGAAUUCUUCACUACUUUGGAUGAAAUAGGUACAAAUCGGUUGCCUAGAUGGUCUAUGUUGAGUGACGAUGGUAUUCCUGUCGCAUUGACGGGAAGUGGAGCUGCUAAAGAGGGGCCUGUAGAAAAGCCAAAACCGUACGCUGCUUCACCUAAUUUAAUUCCGGAAUGCAGUGACGCUGGGAUCGAUAUAGAACGCAAGUUUACAGAUUGGGAAACACGCAAUGAGAAGUAUCGAAUGGGGAAUGAAAUAUCCAUAGAUGACAUUUCUUUUAACGACUCUGUUAGUGUUCGCCACCUUGCUAAAGAUCCGGAGACGGCAACGGAAAAGCGACCAGAAAUUACAUGUGUAGAUGAUGAAGAUCCCCCGAUCAUGUUGAAAGCGGGAACAUUGCGAAGACAACAUUUAAGUAAAUAUCAGCACAGCAUUCCCCCGCCACCAUCCUCGGCGAACGAUUCUAGUAGAAAUAGUACGAGUAAUGCUAACUCUUCGGAAAAAGAACAACAUGAGUUGAGUUCACAAAAAGGAAGUUCGCAUCCGAGCAAUUCCUCUCCUGCCAAUAAUCAUACUAAUGCCAAUCUUAAUUCUGAAAAGUCGCCAAUAAAUGUAGAAGAAGCUCAUGCAAGUGCUGUAAAUGUUGUCAUGAACCGUUUAGCAAAUAAAAGGAAAAAUCUUAACGCAAAAUUAGGUCAAAUCCUCCCUGAAACACCAACAUCAAAUACUGCAACCAAUUUUUCAGAAGCUGACAAAUCGAAGGCCAGUCCAAAUGGCAAAAACGGUUAUCCAGAUAGCAAAAAUCAAAGUAAUAUAGAUGAACAAUUAAACAGUAAUCGUGAAGAUGGUGUUAAGGUACAGAGCCCUGAUAAGCCUGAUCGAAGUCAAAAUAUUUCACCGACUAAGUCAUCAUCAAUAUCUCCGAAAUCGUCGUCUAUUGAAAAUGGCAAGCAGCAUGAUCCUUCUGGGGGGAAAGGUCAAAAACAGAACAGAUAUAAUAAAAAGCAACAAGAAAAAAAUAUUAUCCCUGCUGGUUUCGAUUUAAGGAAUUUGUCGCAAAAGUCACAGUCAGGCAGGAAAUCGAAAAGUCCCCGACAUUCGUCUGGAGCGGGCUCCUCUCGAGUCUCAAAUGAACACGCAACCGUAUCAAAAAGUGACGAAGCUGCUGAACACGAGCAACGAAAUGUGAAUAGUUCAUCGCCCAAGUGGAAUCCAUACGGAAGUAAUGAUGCAGCAGCGCCGAAAGCAAACUUCAGACCCAAACAAUCAUCCCACGAAGCAAAGCAGAUAUCAUUAAAUAACCUUGACGAACAAUGCCUCCAGACUAACCUUUCGAAACAUCUUGUCCUAGUUCAUGGUAAACAUAUCGCAAAACCAAUUGAUAAAUUGGCAAAUGCAAAUUUCUGCGAUGAAGUACAUCAGGAACUUGAGCAUAUGCGAUUAACCCAACUAUAUCGGAUACAGUCUUAUACUUGGCCUCACAUAAUGCGAGGUAAUUCUUCAGUGGUCGUUAGUAGCGCUCGGACAGGGCGUACCCUAUCAUACCUACCAGCAAUAUGCAGUCUCAUCAAGAUGGAAUCAGAUGAAAGUCUCGUUCCGGAUACUGUCGGUCCUAUCGGGAUAAUUUUGGCACCAUCAUCAGUGGAGGUUGAACGGAUAAGCAAACUAUCUCGUCGAUUUCUUCACGGCAGUCCUACUAAAAUUGGAAUUGUAGAAUCGUAUGGAGUGAGAAACACCGAGAAAACAACACGAUACCUAUUAAACGGAUGUGAAGUUCUUGUUGCAACACCACCGAGUUUAACACGACUGAUCAAAAAUAAGUUGAAAGUUUUCGACAGCAAACGAAUUAAGCAUUUAAUUAUUGACAACAUCGAUUUAAUGCACGAGGAAAUGAAAAGUGAAUUACAUGAAAUACUGAGGUUUUGUUGUGGUGCCAAAUCAACGACAUCGGUACAGCUAGUAGUCAUUGCGAAAUAUUGGAGUCCUAUCCUAUCGGGUUUUCUCAAAAUGGCUCAAAAUACUCAGUUGUGCAUUGGAGCUUACAUUGAAGCGGCUGUUUACGCUCGCGCUUUGAUCAACAUGAAGUUCAUAAAAAGGAAAUCAAAAGCACAUGAAAUUAUUGAAUUCAUCAAAGUACAUCCAUAUCUAACUGAGAGGCUUAUAAUAGUCUGCAACGAGGAUGACGAAGUGGAGGAAGUUGUAGAAGCGAUGAAAAGUAAUUCAUGUUUUCAUAUCGCGUGCUGCAAUCGAUCAACGGCUGAAGAAAUCGAGCUUUCCAAAGAGUGGCAUCGUCGCCCAGUAGGAGAUAUGAGUGUUCUUAUAUGCACAGAUAGUGUUUUGCCUGAAUUAAAAGUCAGCGAAGCCCAAAAUAUCAUCCAUUAUUCGUUGCCCCAAUCUUGGACAAGGUUUUCGUUUAGAUUUUCAACUAUAUUUGGGUACUUCGACGAUUUUGUUAAGACCAGCGUUCCACUUAAAACUCCGCCUGCGUGUCUAAUCCUGCUGGACGAAAAUAACAAUAGUCAGCUACCAAAAUUAGUACAUUUUCUUCAAGUCCACAAGGUGGAGAGCAUUCCAAAAGAAAUUGAUGCCCUCUGCAAGAGAAUCAAAAUAAAAAGAGAAGAAGAACGAAUAACGGAGAAUCGAGAGUUUUGUCCAUACAUAAUGGAGUUUGGAAAGUGUUUCAGCAUUGAGGAUUGUUCAUACCGUCACGAACUCACAAAGUAUGAUAUUCCGGAGGAUAAUCUGUUAGUUAGUGGCAGUAUAAAUUUCAAAGUACUCAGUAUUCUGUCCCCUACGCAUUACACGGUGAGGCUAUUGAAGCAUCAAGCGGAGGGUAGUAAGGUUUGGAAUAAAAUCAAAGGGUCGGAUGAGUACUUGAAGUUUAAUUUACAAUUUGCUCAAUACUACUUAAAUUCCGAUAAUCACCAAAUGCAUUGGCCAAUUGAAGUGGGUGAUUUGUGUGUAGUUUCUGAGGCAGAUGCCUAUUACCGCGCAAAGGUUCUUUUUGUUACUAAAAAUAAAAACGUAAACCUCAUAACGGAUGUUAUUUGUCGAGUGAAAUUAGUUGACGUUGGCCGCGUGAUUACUUGCAAGUCAUCUCGUGUUUGGUAUUUGCCGGAGCAAUUUCAGCGGUUCCCACAUCAGGCAGUGAACUUGCGGCUUUCCGGCGUGGUUCCAUACGACCACGAACAAGACUGGAGCAACAAUGCUAUAGAAACUGUUCGAUUUUGGUUUAAGAAGCACGCGACCGAAAACGUGAAUGUGGUGGGAAAGAUAAAAUUUUCACUUAUGGAUACGAUAUGGGUUGAAAAUAUAAAACUCCUAGAGAAUUUAGAAACGAUAAAAACUUACGUGACGGAAGUCAACAUAAAGAGCUCCUUGCUAGAAAAACAGUUUGGAACGGUCAGUCACGAGGCAGAAGAAGUUUUGAAAGACAAGGCAACGGCAUGUGGUAUUUUCAAGAGUGGAUUUCUUGGCGAUGCAAACAACACUAGUACAAGACCGAAUCAAGAUGUCGAUAGCGAAUAUCAGGCGAAAACAUUAUCACAUUACAAAGAAGGCAGCAUAUGUAGUUCUGUAUCUAGUGAGGAUUUACGCGAGGAGCUAUCAAAACAAUAUUUAGGAAAUUCGAUCCAUAAGAAAAUUUCGACAAACUGUGGAAACAAAAUCUGCUCUGAACAAAGUGAUAUAUUCAAGGAUACAUCCAAAGAAUUAUUGAACCAACAAAAAAGAAGUUCAGAUGAAGAAGAGGAAGUUUGGGAGAAUUUACCGGAAAAUAGAUUUUGUCGUGUUUUAGUUGGCGCAUUUUACACCCCCAAUAAUUUUUAUGUUCAACAUUUAACUGACAUAGAAAGUAAAGAAAAACUUUAUGACGCUAUCGACAAAUUUGCUGAAGAAAAUCCAAUUGCAAUCACCCAUCCCAAAAUAGGUUUAAAUUGUUUAGCAAAGUACGAGGACAAAUAUAACAGAGCUAAGAUAACAAAAGUUUUAUGUGAUGGAAAAAAUGACGAACUCAGUGUUUCGUUAUUUUUCUGUGAUAUCGGUAUAAGUGAAACCAUUAAAUUGUCGGAAGUUUUACAUUCCUCGGAGGAGCUGGUCAACAUGCUUCCAUUCCAGGCCAUUCGUUGCAAAAUGACCGGAAUCGUUCCCACUACUUACGGGCUUUGGACUACAGAUACAUGUGAUGAUAUUUACGAUAAUGUUUUGGAUCCUGCUCAGUAUUUAUACGCUCGACCGGUUCGGAUAGAAAUGCCGGAUGAGAAAUCUGAUCUGAAAUAUUGGCGAUGUGAAGUUGUUCUUUUGGAUUGCUCCGGUGAAGUGGAUAUGAAAAUCAAUGAUAAAAUUGUUAAAAUGGGGCUUGCGAAUUACGAUCCGGAAACAGAACAUUUUUUGAGCAUCGUGCCGAAUUUAUCACCCCGUGAUUCCGAUGAUGAUAAUGACUCCAUUGGAUCCAAUUGGGAUGAAUGCAAUUACCAAAGCCGUAAAAUUAUCAACUUCAAUCCCGAAAGCGGACUUGAAGAUUUGGAUCUCGAUGUAGAUAUUCAGUUCUCUCAGGAAGACAUACUUCAGUUGCUAAAUCUUCCAACCACAGCCAAAAUAUUACCACCAGAGCCACCAAAGAUUGCCACAAUAACAGAAAUUGAUGAGAGCCCCAUAGAGGAGAAAUCGCCAGCAGAUAAUCUGGAACAAAAGAAAAUAUCCAUGUACUAUAAAAACAAAGCUUUAGAUGAAAACAGAAAUUUAACGAGUAGUGGUAGCAGCGAAUCCGAUCGCAUUCAGUACAAAUCAAUGCCUCGGUUGAAGUCAUUAUACAAAAGUCCCUUGGUGUUAUGGCAGCAGUCGGAAUCCUUAAUAUCUUUACAGAUCAAUACGCCAGAUAUAGAAGACUAUUACCUCAGGGUGACAAGUACAAAUUUACUAUUUAUAGCUAACAUACAAAACGAUACAAGAGUCUUGUCAUUGAAUUUUUGUGGAUGCAUUGAUUGUUCACUUGUCUCGCAUGAAAUCCGUGGUCUUAAAGUUAUAGUUAGAUUACCGAAAGCAAUAAAAGGUCUCAUCUGGCCGAGAUUAACUUAUGAUUCAGAUAAGCCCAGUUGGUUGAAGUAUAAUUAUGAUUCGAUAGUUAUAGAGCAAGAAGCAUUCUUAAAUACAGCCCGGUAUCGCCAAGAAACUGCUUUAAUGGAUGACUCUUCCGACACUGACAGCUACAUGGACGAAGAUGACUACCCUACACGACCCAAGGACAUGUUCGAUCCAUUUGACGAUGAAUUUACUGCUUAAGGGGAUAAAUAUUUCUAUUUAAUAAUUAUUGAUUGGAUGAGAUUCCACUUUUAAUGGUUUUCUGCAUCAUUUUACUUUCUGUAAAUAAUAAGACAGUGGCACAAGGUUAGAAUGGCACAAUAUAAAUUGUUAGCAAUUUUAUAUUUAGGAAUACAGAAUCUAUAAAUAUAAGUGAAUAUUUUUUGAAAA